UUUAAAAAAAAAUGUCAGCUGAUGAUAUGAAAGUGAAAAUGUCAAAAUGAGUGUUGUUUUGUGUUAUAUAUUUACAUCGUCAUUCAUUUUAGCAUCGGUCUGAUGAAAGAAACGCACUUCAGUGAAAUAAUCAAAAGAGAAAAAUCAUCCUGCCUUUUUUCAAGUGAAGUGUUGUAAGUUUCGAACGUAAAAAUAACAACAACCCGGAAGUCGUUUCGCCAUUCUCAGGGAAAAUAAUCAGCUCAUCACAAUGUUUCAGUUUAACGGAUUCAACAUGAUGUUUCCGGAUCAUUCCCGUCCGUUCAACACAACCUACAAGUGCUACUCGGUUUCAAUGCUACCCGGAAAUGAACGGCAGGAUGUGGAAAACGGAGGAAAAAUUAUAAUGCCACCGUCAGCAUUAGAUCAGUUAACAAGACUUAACGUGGAAUAUCCAAUGUUGUUCAAAUUGACUAAUAACAAAAUCAAUCGUAGCACACACGCUGGUGUGUUGGAAUUCGUAGCCGACGAAGGAAAGAUCUACAUCCCGUAUUGGAUGAUGCACAAUCUUUUGCUCGAAGAAGGGGAUAUUGUUCAGAUCGAAAGCGUCAGCAUUCCAGUAGCAACGUACUCGAAAUUUCAGCCACAGAAUGUGGAAUUUCUAGAUAUCACAAACCCUAAAGCGGUACUAGAAAAUUGCCUGCGAAAUUUUGCCUGUCUCACCACUGGAGAUUUAAUUGCAAUCAAGUAUAAUAACUGCACGUUUGAAUUAUCGGUACUGGAAACAAAACCGGGUCCAGCGGUGACCAUCAUCGAGUGUGACAUGAACGUAGAGUUUGCUCCGCCCGUUGGCUACACUGAACCGAACAAGAAGGCCAAAGAAGACGAACCGAUGGCAGUCGAUCCGGCUGAGUUAAUGCCAGAACCGGCCGGAUUUGUAGCGUUCAAAGGUGCCGGCACGCGACUGGACGGGAAAAAGAAAAAAGACGCUGGAUCGAGUGAGACCACGCCGGCACAUCGGGUAAACUACGUCCGAGGCAUUCCCGAUUACGAUCACCCGUUCGGUUUACUACGGUUCGACCGGUCGGUUCGAAAAAUUGAAACGAACGGCAGCAAAACGGAGGAGGAUACUUUUAAGGCUUUCCAGGGAGAGGGGUUCAGUCUCAAGAAGAGUCGGAAAUGAACCGGACAAGGAGAACAUUUCAUUUUCAGUUGUAAUUUUCUGAUAUGCGUACUUUGAAUAAAUUAAUCCAUCUACUGCGUGAUAUGUGCAAAUAA
Malaya genurostris is the source of this 1257-nucleotide messenger RNA. It is a transcript of the gene Ufd1-like, whose product is annotated as ubiquitin fusion degradation protein 1 homolog. Gene Ontology annotation, molecular function: polyubiquitin modification-dependent protein binding. The record is from RefSeq and is a predicted model, not a curated record. Gene Ontology annotation, cellular component: VCP-NPL4-UFD1 AAA ATPase complex. The transcript has 4 exons. Lineage: Eukaryota; Metazoa; Arthropoda; Insecta; Diptera; Culicidae. Bases 251 to 1162 code for a protein of 303 amino acids.